CACCUCAGACCCGUCUUGUAAAUUUUCGUUCUGCAUCACCUUGAGGUAUGCUGACAGUCAUCUUAGCCGUCUCCUCUGUUCCCCUUCUAAGGCGACAAGAACCCGAUGUAUCAUUCUCCAGACUUCCAGCCCCAGCGCAAUUCUCACUGUCGUUCAACCAGGGUUCAGACGCUCAAGUCGAUUCCUCUUCAGUCACCUCACCUCCCUCUCCAACUUCAUCAUCUUUACCAUCCUCAUUCUCACCUUCAACGUCUUCGAGUCCGUCGAUCUCUUCGGCCCCUGACGCCGUAGGAUUCCAUCUUAAUGCCGCUCCUUCUUUCGCUCCAUCCUCACCACCAUCCAGGACGGUCCGUACGCUCAUGGGGCCAAUAUACACGGAUGGAUCCCCGACAGUCUCCAUCGUCAAUGGGGAGCAAACGACAUUUGUGAGGUUCAAGAGCGGGUCAGGUAGGAGGUUAGACCGUGACAGGGCUCCGAGUUGGGCCAAGCGGAGUAUAGCGUUGAGCCUGAUGAUGAUUGUUAGUAUAUCAUGCACGUAGAUCUGGGAUCCCUUCUUCCUUUGAAUGGCUACGUGCAAUGGCCAAAGUGCCACAC
Kockovaella imperatae is the source of this 594-nucleotide messenger RNA. RefSeq lists its product as hypothetical. Lineage: Eukaryota; Fungi; Basidiomycota; Tremellomycetes; Tremellales; Cuniculitremaceae. The coding region runs from base 48 to 539 and encodes 163 amino acids. The transcript has a single exon. The record is from RefSeq and is a predicted model, not a curated record.